Loxodonta africana (African savanna elephant) is the source of this 1725-nucleotide messenger RNA. Its product is annotated as olfactory receptor 14A16-like. Gene Ontology annotation, molecular function: olfactory receptor activity; odorant binding; G protein-coupled receptor activity. Gene Ontology annotation, cellular component: membrane. NCBI's taxonomy places the organism in Eukaryota, Metazoa, Chordata, Mammalia, Proboscidea, Elephantidae. The transcript has a single exon. Gene Ontology annotation, biological process: G protein-coupled receptor signaling pathway. The record is from RefSeq and is a predicted model, not a curated record. Bases 660 to 1616 code for a protein of 318 amino acids.
AUAGCUUAAAGACAAUAAAUAACAAACAUAACCCAGUCCACUAAAGAGAAGACUCAGCUUUUUUUCCUGUUUCAAAGAUUUUCACAAUUUUUCCUGACACUGGCAUAAUGAAGAAAGAUGCAAUGAGUAGAGGAAAUGAUAUUGGUUAAGUGUUUUCUUAUCCAGUAAUUAUGCAUAAGUUGUGUAUGAAUUAUUUAAUUGAAUCAAAAGAAUGAUCCAAUGAUAACACUUACACAGUAGGUUGAAUAAGGAUACUCAAAAAAUGUAUAUGAGAUCACAAAGCUUGUAAACAGCUGAUCUAAAAUUUGUACUCAGGACUGACUGGUCCCAAAUUUGUGCACUUUCUCACUACAUAUUUCAAUACAAGGUAUAUGAAAUUCUAUUUGAAUUAGAUGUGGAAUAUGGGCCUUAAUCAACAUAGAAUGACAAGGUGGAUGAUUUGGACUUGACUGAUAACCAUUUUCAGUCAUUCAGUUAAUGGGAUUAUUUGUGUUCAAUUACCUCCUGAAGACUUGGUGGUGUUACUCUUGUAUGGCAUGGAAUACCUGCACAUGUUUCAGAGAAAGUGAACCUGAGAAAGUAGAAGAGUAAACUCCCUUGACUAAAUCACAAGUUGUUCAUUUUAUUUUUUUAGAGUCAUUGAUUAAACACCCAGAGAAAUGAACAACUUCACCUCUGUGACCAUGUUCUUCCUAAUGGGGUUUUCUGAUGUUCGGGAGAUCCAGAUCUCACAUGCUGUGUUGUUUUUGCUGCUAUACCUGGCAGCUGUACUGGGGAACGUUCUCAUCAUCACUCUCACAAGCAAGGAUCAUCGGCUCCACACCCCUAUGUAUUUCUUCCUGCAGAACUUGUCCUUUCUGGAUCUCUGCCUCAUUUCCAUCACUGUUCCCAAAUCCAUCGCAAACUCUCUGGCUAAUCACACCACCAUCUCAUUUCUCGGCUGUGUUUCACAGGUAUUUUUCUUCUUCCUCUCAGCCACUACAGAAGUAUCUCUACUCACAGUGAUGUCUUAUGACCGCUACGUUGCCAUCUGCCACCCACUGAGGUAUGAAGUCAUCAUGAGCCAUGGAGCCUGUGUGCAGAUGGCAGCUUCCUCAUGGGUCAGUGGAGUUCUCAAUGCAAUUCUGCACACAGCUUCUACCUUCUCCAUACCAGUGUGUGGGUCUCCUGAAAUUCGUCAGUUCUUCUGUGAUGUUCCACAACUGCUGUCCCUCGCCUGUUCUUAUAAUACUGUGGAAUUAGUAGUCAUUGGGCUCACCCUGGUGUUAGGUUUUGGCUGUUUUGUGUUUAUUGAUAUCUCUUACAUUCACAUCUUCUCCACUGUUCUGAGAAUCCCAUCCAGAGAAGGCAGGUCUAGAGCUUUCUCCACGUGCUUGCCUCACCUCACUGUUGUGACUCUCUUUCUCUUUUCUGGCUUUCUUGCCUAUUUACGACCUUUACCCAAAUCACCAUCACCCUUGGAUUUGCUGGUGUCGGUAUUCUAUACUAUGGUGCCGCCCAUCAUGAAUCCCGCCAUCUACAGUCUGAGAAAUAAGGAUAUGAAGAUGGCAUUAAAGAAACUUAAAGAGUGGGCAUUGCCCUUCAAAUUAGGAGAGUUAAUGCCACAUAUAUCAUGAUCUUUCAAUCACUGACAGAAUUGUCUGAACAAUCUGGUUGCAUAGUCUGAAUAUAAUAUUGGAUAUUUAAAGUAAGAAUUUCUGUGAAAACUCUGGUUGUACUCAUUGA